GGCAGCGCCUGUUGCCGGCGGCAGCCGCCCCUCGCUAACUACCCCAGAGUGCUGAUAUGGCAGGCGGACUCUGGGUUCAAUUAUCACCCAUGAUGACACCGAUGGCUACAGCACGGGAUUUCUCUUCGCUGAUGCGGUGAGGCAGUGUGUGCUGCCUGUAAUCGGUGGGGCAGAGCUCACUGCGAUACCUUGUUUUCAUCCAGCGUGGUUGUUUAGUAGGCUUUGGAAACAUUUUUGGUCUUCCAGAUCAGAGUAAGGCAAGCUUCAAAGAAUGAAAACAUGGAAAAGCCAGAGCCAUUCUACAGACUUCCAGUGUCAAAGCAGAAGACCAGUUCUGAGAUUAUAAAUGAAGCCAGAGGUGUUCUACGAACACUAAGAACUCAGAGGCCAUUUACACCUGCAGAGGAUCAAAGGAAACUUUUUGGAUCUGGAUCUUCACGGGCUCCUCAAAAUAGACCUCCUUCAGUUUUUAGUCUUCAUGCUUCCAGUUUUGAUUUGGCUGAAUCAAGGCCUGCUUCUGGUGUUCGUCUUAGCCCAUUGGAUUAUAAGCCAAUAGUAGUCAUUUCAUCUAAGGCUGAAGAUUCUUCUGUUUCCCUUCCAAAGCCUGCUGUGGAUGCUGCAGAGGUUAGGAAAAUCAGCAACGCUAGGGCACAGUUAUUUAGAAGAACUUCUCAGGGAGAUGCCUUUCCUGCUAAAAUGGCUCCAAUGGAUCACUAUGGAGAAAAGCUUGAUUGUGAAGAACCAGCUAUGAUGAGUAGUCUUCACGGAACUAAUGAUAACUGCUUAGCAGAGCAGAGGGCAUACACACCAUUUAAUGACAAAGGCAGGCAAUUAAUUUGUAAUGAGCAUAGUGGUAAACCGGAAAGGGAAGAUGUUCUAAAAGGCACAGCAGGAAAACUUUUAUUUCAGCUAAAAGGUGAAAGUAACCAGAUGAAAAAGCAUGGCAUAGUUGCAUCAAAGCCAAGGAGUACAGACUGGAAAAGAAGGUUAACAGGAGUAGAGGAUGAUACGAGAAUAGAUGAAUUGGAAGAGGAAAAAAGCUUUUGGCAUUUGAAGGUUCUACCAAUUCUGCAAGAACUGGAAAGUGAAGACAACGUAGAAAGUCUUUCUUUGGCUUGCACCAAACUCUAUCAAGUCUUGAAUGAAGGAAAUAUGCUUGGAAAAAGAUUUAAAAGAAGAAGUAUGCUUCUGAAGACAUUAUAUAAACUUGUAGAAAUUGAUUCAGAUCCACUUUGCCUGAAGCUGGCAAAGAUUAUUCUGUCUAUGAAAGUGGAUGGAAAAAAUCUUCUCGGAGCCUGCAAGCUUGCAUUUAAAGUUUGCAGGAAUGGAAAAAAUGACUACCUCAUUCAAAAUGAUACAUUACUAGAUUGUUUGUUGGAGGUCCUGAGAACUGAAGAUCUACAAAAAAACAGUGAAGCUAUCCUGUAUUGCCUGGGAGCUAUAAAAUUUAUGUCUGGAAAUGCAGUGCUCCUUAAUGAAAUGGUCGGCAAAGGAGCUGUUGAAAUGUUGCUGCAGUUAAUGAAGCAGAUUAAUAAUAUAAAAGAAAAUGACUCGCAUUUCUCCACCGUGGGCCACCUAUUAGUCCAGCUGACAGCUACUUUACGAAACUUGGCUGACUUACCUCAGACAAGAUGCCAGCUCAUUUGCAGUGGUGCUGUCUAUGAGCUCUGUGUGGCACUGGAGCAGCAUAUGAAUGACAAGGAUGUGUGCACCUACAUUGUCAGGAUUUUCAGCAAACUUUCUUCGUACAAUGACUUCUGUGCAGCUUUAGCAGACUGCUCCAGAUGUUACAUCUUAUUUUUAGCCCUGCUAAACAAACACCAGAAACAGCAGGACUUGGUUAUCCGUAUCAUCUUUAUUCUUGGUAAUUUAACAGCAAAGAAUAACCAGGCCCGGGAGCAAUUUUUUAAAGAAGAAGGAAGCGUUAACACCUUGAUGUCAUUAUUCCAAACCUACCAUGAACUUGAUUUGAAUGAAGAGAAAUGGUACCAUGAAAGAGGAAGGGAAGAAAAAAAAAAUCCAAAGCAUCCUUCCAAAGCAGAAGAUGUUCUGAUAAAACUGAUACGAGUGCUGGCCAAUCUGUCCAUUCAUCCCAGUGUAGGAGCGGCUUUGGCAGCUGCCCAUCGUGUUGUAGAAUUACUUGUUACAGUACUAGAAUACAAGUCAAUUGAAGUCUGUGAGGAGUUGGUGAUCAAUGCUGCAACAACAAUCAACAAUUUAUCCUUCUACAAAGUGAAGAGUUCUGCAGUUCAAGACAAGAAGCUACGCAUUGCUGAAAUGCUUUUAAAGCUGUUAAUGAGCAACAAUAUGGAUGGAGUUGUGGAAGCUGUCAGAGUCUUUGGCAAUCUUUCCCAGUAUCAUGAGAUCUGUGACUUCAUCGUACAGAAAAAGAUACACAAGUUCGUGAUUGCUUUACUUGAUGCCAAGAAUCAAGAUGUCUGUUUUUCUGCCUGUGGAGUCUUGCUCAAUCUCACAGUAGAUAAGGACAGACGAGCUCUUCUGAUGGAAGAAGGAGGAAUUGGGAAGUUAGUUGACUGCUUACGAGACUUUGGGCCAGCAGACUUGCAGCUGGCUUGUUUGAUAUGCAAAACCCUCUGGAACUACAGUGAAAACAUCACAAGUGCAGCCUUGUGCUUUGGAGAAGAUACUGACACGUUGCUGAUGCUGCUCACAUCACUCUUAGGACCAAGAUUAAUCAUGCUGCCCGUUUUUUGGAGAUUACAUCUUCAUUUUCGGUCCAUUUGUGGCAUGAAGAGCUUGCGUUGGGCUACGGCCUCGACAGAGGGGACCACCACAAACUAUACUGGGAAACAGAGUUCAAACCUGUGGCAGAAAAACUUCUGGACAGAAUUCAGACCCAUCGCUCCUCUGUUUCCACUGCGAUCAUUACUGCAUUUUAAUCUGUUUGGGGCUUUUAUUUAUUUAUUUAUUUUUGUGAUGUAGAUUGUACAGAUAUAUUUUUGCAAUAUGUGUUGCCGUUGGUAAGUGUGUUGGACAGCACAGGAAGUUAACGUUUAGAAAGCUGGUAAAGUCUAUAUUUAUAUAAGGGAUACAAUCUUUUAAAGGGGCUUGCCUGAAAUUUUUGCAUUGUAAUUACAUUUUAGAAUAUAUUUGAGUUUCUCAAGCACCCAUUCAGUAAGAUUCUUCUUGGCUGGCAAAAAGAAAGAAAACUAUUUGCUGAACCUCUCAUUUUAAAGGGGAAUUAUCAGUGGAUACCGGGAUCCUGUGUGCCAUAAAGGAAUAUUGCUUGUUAGAAGCAGUCUCUUACCCAAAGACUUGGACACACUUUUACUUUAUAUGAAAUUCUGCAACAGAAUAACCUAAGUGCUAGGGUGAGCAUACUGGAGUGUUACAUCAUGGGAUUCCCUCUUCACACUGAAGACUCUCACAGUCAGGAGGUAAGUUGCUCUUCAGAGAUCCCCCUUUCUUUACCUGAUGCCAUAUCUCACAUCUUUCUUUACCUUAUGCCAUGGGCUCACGUCUCCAUCCAUGGGGCUAAACCAGGGCUGCCCCCUACAUAGUUCACAUUCCUUAUGGUUGCUCUUGGCCUGUUCAUUGGCCAUGUGGUACAUGUACAAUCUACAGAAGAGACCUUAGCACAGUUUGGCUCUGACAGCAGUUCUGCUGAACUCAAAAAGAUCUGUUCUUUAUCUUUGAUCUAUUCCUUAUUGUUCUUUCUUUUGCCAUUUUAAUUUUAGCUAAAGUUGAGAGGGGAGAUAAACAGCUUCAAUGCCCCAUUUGCUCCUUGGCUAAAAGAGUGGAUGUGGUUUUCAGGCAAAUGAAAGAAGGCACGAUGGGUAAGAGAGUGCUGGAGGCAUUUGUUCUUGGCAUUCGCAUCAAGGCAGAAGGCAGGAGAACACCAUGCUGCGUGGUGCAGGGUGGGGAUGCAGCGAACAGACCUCGUGGCUAAGUCCUGUCAGAAGCUCUAAUCAGAACUGAGAAAUCCUCAGUCUGUCAGAAGGCAGCCGGAAAAAGACUUCUUGCUCAAGUCCUUGUGAUGGCAGAAAUGUAGGCAAUUAAAAUUAGUUCAAAGAAAAUGUUAGUUAUUUCAGUAAACGCAAGUUAUUGCAGUAGUUUAAGCAACUGAACUGUAAACAACAGUGUAGGGUGUCCUGUAGCAUAGCAGAACAGGAUGUCCCAAACUGGAGGGAGAAGCUGGGACAGCCCAUGGGUGUUACCUCUGUCCCUGCGUUAAGGGUUUGUCCUGUGACAGUGUUAGGAAGAGGCAAGCAUAGGAAUGCUAAGGAGGGGAGAGGACAGCUGAAGCCUCAGAGAACCCAUGGAGCCUCACAGGUCUGUCUCUUUUCCUGAGCAAAACUCCUUAAUAAUUGUAAGCCCCAAAAUACUGAAUUUUUUGUGUAUUCCUAUGGCAUCUUUUAUCAUGUGGUUGUGUUUAUGACAAACCUCAAUGCAGGAGUUCUCUUGUGGUGGCAGGAGCCAUUUCUAUUUAGAGACCAAGCACAUAGCCUCUUGCACUGUUGUUAUUUUUUCUGCCUUGGGAGAGUGUGUUCUCAUGCACACGUGCAAAGUUUUGAACUGAAACUGUGAAGAUGUAAAGCCAGGGGCUGCUGGGGAGGACUGUGAAUUGCCCAUGGGCAGAUGGGUCUGUCACGCUCCCAUGUGUAGAGAUGAUAGAAAACAAAUGCUGGUUUUGUUAUUUUACUGUGCCUCAUGUGGGCCCAUGCAGCAGCCAGCUGUUAGCUCCCAUCCCUCCUGCUAGCACAGGCUGGGUGUGUUCAUGCUGUCCUGGGAGGAAGGCCACAGCCACGCCGUCUCCUUCCAUGGCCUUUUGGACAGGUUCCCCCACCUACAUCUUUUGGAGUGAGUUGAGUUGCCGCCACUACUUGCCCACGAUGCGUGGGGAGCACUGAGGUAUUGUUUCUGCAUGCACAGAAGCUGCUGCACUGUGUGGCCACGGGCUGAAGCUCUGCAGGAGCUGCUCAGGGCUGACAGCCUGCAGCAGCCACUCACAUGAGUGUUUGCAGAGGUGUCGUGGCUUCUUCCUCACCCCCAGCAUCACACACAGCUUGUGCUCCGUGCAGCAGGAGCCAACUGCCUGGAGUGUGACUGUCACUGGCACCUUCACCAUUUUCAUGUGUAUAAAGAUGACACUGCUCUUAACAGCCUUACUCUUCUUGUUCUUAGGACCUCAAGUGCCGUAACACCAUUCAUGGGAAAGCCCAAAUGUUUUCAGACCCUUACUCUCAGGUAAGCAGCUCUGUGUGUAGUUAGGAUUGGCUGUGAGCACUGUUUGAAAAUGUGGCAGGAAGAAGCCUUUGCACACACAGCUUGCUCUUUGAAAAGGAAGAGGGUGCCUGCAUAUGCCAGCUUGUGGCUGGAAAUAACAGGUGAGGCUUUGUGGAAGUCUGCAUAUCUACCUCUGAGCUGAUAAAUGAGCAUCAGGAGCAACAGAAGCUGCAGAAAAUCAAUUUCCAAAGUGGGAAAAACUACUUUUUUUU
Molecule: messenger RNA, 5459 nt
Organism: Meleagris gallopavo (turkey)
Lineage: Eukaryota; Metazoa; Chordata; Aves; Galliformes; Phasianidae
Gene: ARMC2
Product: armadillo repeat containing 2
Biological process (GO): sperm axoneme assembly; cilium organization
Molecular function (GO): protein binding
Source: RefSeq, a predicted model, not a curated record